CCUCUACCUAUGCCCCUUAUUCUCACGAGCUGACCAAUUUACCUAUUGUUUUUUUUUCAUUGCUUUUCUUCCUUGUACCGAGUAGAUGCUUUCUAUAUUUAUUUAUUUUUCCGCCUAAAAUCAGUUCCUAGAAAGAAUCUGCUGUUCGAAGUCGUUUAUAAGUCCGUUAAUAAAGAUGGAGACUAGUUCUCGUCGUAAAGCAUGCGAUACUUGCUUCAAGAAGAAAAUCAAGUGUGACAUGCUGAAGCCAGCGUGUUCGAACUGUGUACUAUAUAAAGUGCCGUGUAGCACAACUGUAGUUCGAAGAAGAGUUGCCCCGGUUGCUCAGAGGGAAGCACGGGCAGCAAGCACCGCCGUGAAUGGCGAUAGUCUCGAGGCUCGUCUUGCGCGGAUCGAGGCAAAGUUAGACAGGAUUAGCGACCCUAACGCAUCCACGAUAGCAGAUCAAGGGUCUAGUGGCACAUCAAGUCAAGCUGUGGGAUCUGCUAUUUCGUCGAUCGAUACUUCCUCAGGGGCAUCCAGUCCGUGUAUUUUGGAGCGCCAUGGGGAACACUACGUGCCACCUCUCACUGAAAUAUUGCCGAUUAUCGAGGACUACUUCCGUGAUUUUAAUACUGCCCUGCCGCUGUUUCACCAGCAGCAUUUCAUGCAAAUGGUUUUGGACUUCUAUUCCGAGCAGGAACCUUCUAAGAAGUCUAGGGCCGUCUGGGCUGCUAUAAACGUAGUCCUUGCCCUCGGUUUCCGCAUCCGCACCGUUGAGACAGACGAAAUCAUAGUUAGAUUUGACGAUAUUAAAAUCAAGCAUUGCAUCGACAACGCCCAGAAAGAACUGGACGAGCUUGUGACGCGAGAAGAAGACACUCUCGGGAUAGAAGUUCUCUUAGGUCUAGUUUUGCUCUUCCAGACAAAUACCGACCAGAAACCAGCGUCGGUUCUGAUUAGCACCGCUGUUCGACUAGCCCAUAGGCUCGGGCUUCACAUGAAAUCAACCUUGUCCCAAUAUUCACCGGAGGUCGCACGCCAUAGAAGCAAUAUUUUCUGGCUCUGUUACUACUUGGACAAAGACAUCUGCUUCCGCUCGAAAAUCCCCUCUCUCCAAUGCGAUUACGAUUUGGACUUGGACCUACCCGAAGACAAUGGCAAUUAUCUUCAAAGUAUCGAUGGGAAUUCACAACUCAACUACCUCCGAGCCAGAGUCCAACUUGCCUACCUGCAAGGGAAAAUUUAUGACUACCUGCUCAGCAACCGCUCGUCCAGAUUAUCGCUCGAGGCUCGCCAGGAGAGGGUUGCCCACCUUGCCGGCCUCCUGAAUCAAUGGGUAUUGACAAUACCAGAAUCGAUGCAGCUCGAAAAGAUAACCGAGACAGUGGCGAAGGCACCGCUUUCUCAUAUGAUCCUUCUAUAUCACACUUACCUAAUGUGCUAUACGGUGCUUAACGGUCUCUACUCUCUCGACUCGCCUUGGUUAAAAGCGAUCAAUGGAGUUGGCGGUUCCCUUCUUCGCAGUUUCGACAAUCACGCAAGCCCUUGUACGAGGCAUCAUCAACCACUACUACCUCGUUUUUGGGACACGUGCGUGAGAGCUAGUCGCGGAUGUUUGAACAUAUUAAACAAUAAAAGCUAUAGUGGAUGUAACCUAUGGCUCGGCGGCUGUGCCUACUUUUCUGCAUUCAUUGUCUUGCUAGCUAAUAUAGUAUACUGUCCUUCGCACGAGCUAGUGGAUCACGAUCGAGAACUCACCAAGAUGACAAAAGAGCGCAUUGGGAGGCUACUGGACUACACCGGGUCGGAGUCUUUCAAGACUCUCCAAGUUGUUCUUACAAGCUUGGAGCAGGCCGCGAAUUACGCGGUCGAGCGGGCGAAGGGCCUUGGUAGGACUUUUGAUCCUAUACCGUCUACUACGUAUUCUCAUUACGCGUAUGCUCCAUCGCAGUUUGGGACAUUUCCCAACGGCGUAAGCCAGAACAUGAUUGGUCAUCCCGAGGUGCCGGCUCAGGAGUCGGCAUGGCCCCAAGAUUCGACUUUCGGGAUUCCCGGCAGCGCCCUUGCCGGAUUCGAUUUCAGCGAUGAGCUGUCGGUACCGGAUUUUAUGAGGGGACUCUUCUGAGAAAAGGGGCGCAUGCACCAACGGAAUCUCGCGCUUGGUUGACGGGUAAGUAAGACAUGUGUGUAAUGAGAUGAAAACUAAAAGGAGGCGUAUUGUUCUGAUUGAAACAAAUAAGCAUAGGUGAGAAAGCCCCUGAUGUAAUUUGUCAAUUUGACAUUUACACCAACCUACACUAGAACGGAUCCAAACGGCGAUGACGAUAUGAAGGUAAUAAUUCUAAGAAGGGGAAUAUUAUCGAUGUGCCCACGCAGCAUAGAAUUAGAGCUCAUGUACUGUAAUUGGGUACCUUGACAACAGGCUUGGAUGAUAACAUAUCUGAAAUAGAUGAUUGGCUCAAGCUAUGCUGAGAAAUGUGGAACACGGGAGAGCCAAGUUGAAUUAUGAUGUCAUGAGUCGGUGCAACAAACAUAACUCUGGCCAUUGAGAAGGUUGGGAUUACAACUCCCGAUCAAUAAAGUGUGUAAGGAUGCAUUACGACAUGCAAGUUAAGACUUUAAGUUAUUAAGUUAAGUACCUAUAGAGCCGUGGGGUAGUGAUAGAAUACAUACCUAGGUAGGUAGGUAGGUAGGUACUUGAUCGGCG
Molecule: messenger RNA, 2689 nt
Organism: Daldinia vernicosa
Lineage: Eukaryota; Fungi; Ascomycota; Sordariomycetes; Xylariales; Hypoxylaceae
Product: fungal-specific transcription factor domain-containing protein
Exons: 6
Coding region: 176-2107 (643 amino acids)
Biological process (GO): DNA-templated transcription; regulation of DNA-templated transcription
Molecular function (GO): zinc ion binding; DNA binding; DNA-binding transcription factor activity, RNA polymerase II-specific
Source: RefSeq, a predicted model, not a curated record